CGGAUAUUAGCGGAGCCAUUUACAACACAGAGUACAAAUACUGGCCGCUAGGCCGAGUCUGGCAGUCGCCCGAUAUCAGAUCAAUAGAUUCUCUUAGCUUCUCGUAGUGAGCAGGUUUAUCACUGAAAGUUCCCAACCACAUCGGAUGAAAGUUGUUAAGUCAGUGGCCUGUCACCAAGUGUCUUUGAAACAGGUGUGUUUCCACGUCAGGAAACAUCGUGAGUAUUUGAAUAAUUCCUAAGAAGAGGGAUCUACCUCAGUGAUUGAAACACCGGGAUCAGAAUUAAAAUUCGAUCAGAAUUUAACCUUCUAAAAAUAAUUUGAAGAAUGUAAGUGGAACGUUGAAAAAGUGAGCUAUGUUCGUAUCCCACCUCCACCAUACAUGGACACGUUGCCUGUGACAACACAACCUUUGGGAAUGAUGUCGCGUUGUCGGCGUCAGAUGAUUAAACCUCCUCAUCAGGGCUGAAGAACACUGCUGCCAUACACCAGCAUAACACAGGGCGAACUUAAACAGACGCUAACACAGAACACGCAGCCAGCUUAAAGUGGCGCCUUGGCAGCGAUCUCUGCAGGGGAAUCAUGUCAUAGGCCACCCUGUGAUUGGUGUAGGGGUCAGUCUGUUCCGUCCGCUAGUCCUCAUCAUGUGCCGUCUUUGGACUUACCUCUUCAUAACUUUCCUGUGUAAAGGCAUCUGGGGACUCUAUUUCCCCCAGCGGAUGUACAGGUUCACAUUACCACCAGGUGCUCCACAUAAUACCAUCAUCGGCCGUGUGUUUGUACUGAACAAUGUUACCUCAUACUGUGACGAACACAGCAUAAAGUACGUCAUGUACUGGGCUCACGACUACACAGGUGAGGUGUCACGGCUGGUUGACAUUGAUCACGUGUCAGGGGAGGUUAAGGUGAUCGGCGUCAGCGAGGAAACCCGCAGCAAGGAAAACACGAUGGAUCUCAGAGUAAACGCAUCCUGCAUAGACAGACUUGGUCAGCAGGAAGUUGCCUCCGUCCAGGUACAGAUCCAUGUGUCCAGUGAUGGUUCCAUCGACGUUGCUUCUGACCCAGGCCAAAGAUUUGAGAAGCUGUGUUGGGAGGAGAAAGAUCCGGAGUUCAUGGUUCAGGAGGGUCUGGCUUCUGCGACGUUCGCAGCCUUGAGGUUUCUCCCAGACAUUGGCAGGGACAUCGCCAUCAUCUACACCCUUGAUGACGCAUCACCAGCUCCACCUUACUUCACCAUCAAUAACGUCACUUCUGAGAUGAGCCUAAAACAACCACUUGAUCGUGAAGAGAACGAGGCAGUCAGCACGAACGUAACAUGUACAGUGAAAUCAGGGUCACAAGAAAUUGGGAAAACGAGCACGACUGUUACUGUCAAUGUGAUUGGCGUUAAUGACAACCCGCUGUUAUUUAUCACAGACAGCUCACAACUGACUGUAAAAGACAUCACCGACGAUACCAAGAGCAUCUCCGAGAUGCUGCAAGAGGGUGACAAAGGACAGCCAGAACAGUAUGACGUCACAGUUGUGAACGACACGCAGAGACUCGUGGGCACCGUAAAGCUGGAUGUACACAAUACGCCUUCAGGAAGAUUUCUACUAAUUACCGUGGUACCAAAUAUAACAAAGGACGUGGAGUCACCCUACUCUGUAGAUAUCCACGUGCGAGACAGAGGCUUCCAGCCACAGUUGAGUUCCACUGCAAACAGUAGUGAUACGGCUAUCGUCAGACUGAACUAUAAAAGACACGUGCCUUAUGUUAAGAUGAGACUGAACAGGAACGCAGCAAAAUAUUACAGGCUCGGAACUUUGUCGGCUCUUCCGGAGUUGAGGAACGCCAGCAUCAACCACUACAGCAUCCACAACGCCAUCAACUCCUCCGUUCCUUUAGCAGUAACUCCAAGGAAGGGGAUUGUCUAUGUCGUGGAUGACCGUUCCUUGCAGAAGUUUCAUGCCAACGUCUUCACCGUUGAUGUGCACGCCCGGACAGAUGGUGGUGAAAUCAUCGUGAAAACCAUCCAGGUAUCCCUCCAUGGCGAUGUCGGCAGAGAACUAGGAACAUGUGAUGAAGGAUGUUCCCAGUACAUGAACAUGUCAUCGUGUGAGAACAACUGCGGACUGGGCACUGCAGACAGACGCUGCCGAUGGCGACCUGGCUACACGAACAUGAGUCGACUGUAUUCCACUUGCACCUUCUUCUGGAGGACGUGCCCAGACCGAGUCUGUGAUGAACUAGAGCAGCUGAAUGCUUAUCUCUGUCCGCAGGACUGUACUAAAGAGUCAAUCAUAGGCGAGACCCGUCCGACGACAGGGCGUGGUAUCGGCAUGGCUAAAGGUCCGUGCUGGUGUGACGGGAGACCGGUCAAGUGUCACUGUAUGGGGGGACCUGCGACUAGGCGUCACCCACACAGAGAGGGUCACUCACGUUGCUGGUACAGUUGCCGAGCAACGAGCAGACGACACCGAAUCCUGCGACAAUAUGUGCAAGGCAUCUGUUGCUUCAUCCGUCGUUUGUGUAGUGGCAGUCAUUGUCGUCAGUGUUGUCAUUUGGCUGGUUUGGCGUCGACGUCCUGUCGUCGUUCACAGGUUCUGAAACAUGUUGGCAGCAUUGUAUCGAUGACGGCGUUGCCGUCUGACUAUUUGGAGGACCGAGAGCCAAGGACGUCGUACCACACUAACCCCUCCCCGCAGUGGUCGCCUAAAGUCAACACCGUGCCGCCUGUCAAUAACGACAUCCGUGUAAACAAGUGGGAGUUCCCUAGGGAGCAUCUCCAUCUCCAGCAGACCCUAGGGGAGGGGGAGUUCGGACAGGUGGUCCAGGCCAUAGCGUGGGCCAUCUACGGGGACGACAAAUACGCCACGGUCGCUGUCAAGAUGUUGAAGACCGAUGCCACAGUGGCGGAGUACCAGGACUUGUGGUCGGAGUUGAAUCUCCUCAAGGAAGUGAACCACCCGAACGUGAUCCGACUGCUUGGAGCAUGCACACAGAAUGGUCCCUUUUAUGUGAUUGUUGAGUACUGUAAACACGGAUGCUUGAAAAGCUAUUUGCGAAGCUCACGAUUUAAAGACAGGAAGAGCUGGGACGCAAACCAAAAUUCAGGAAAUUCCGAACCUUCCCGGAACGAACAGGCUAUUGUGCUGGUCAUCCGUGAUCUGCUUUCAUUUUCCUGGCAGAUCGCCAAAGGCAUGGAAUACCUAUCCAACAUGAAAUUUGUCCACAGAGAUCUGGCAGCUCGCAACGUCCUGGUGGGAGAGGGCCGUGUCCUCAAGAUAUCGGACUUCGGCCUCAGUCGGGAUGUGUAUGAAGCCGAUGCCUAUCUCAAGAUGACAAAGGGUCGCAUCCCAGUGAAGUGGAUGGCGCCGGAGUCGUUAUACGCACAGAUAUACACAACCAAGAGCGACAUAUGGUCGUUCGGCAUUUUGCUGUGGGAAAUGACAACAUUAGGAGCCAACCCGUAUCCAGGAAUAGCCCCGGAGCGGCUGUUCAGCCUCUUGAGAUCCGGCUACCGAAUGGAUCGUCCAGACGACUGUCCGGAGGAAGUGUAUGCCAUUAUGCAGAAGUGUUGGAAGGCAGAACCCGAAGACAGGCCAACAUUCCACAAAUUGGCAGACAUCCUUGAUACCAUGUUGCAACAAAGGGAGGGCUACCUCGAUCUGACCGACGAUACGGCAUAUAUGGAAGACAGAUUAAAUUAUUUAGACAGUACCGACUGGCGUGGUGAAUGGAGCGACUACGAGGAGGGAUACGGUAGCAUAACCGUCCUGAGACAAACGGGGGACAACUACCUGACGGCCAUGUCUUGUGGGGAGGGGGAGACUGAUGCUGGAGAGGAGGGCAAGUUACUUCCACCAUCACCUAAGGAUAAAGACAUUCUCAAGCAUGUGGACAACAAGAACGUGUCAAACACUAACCGUGAGGAAGAUAUUUGGCUUUUGAAAAACUCGAAGCCGGACGUGAACAAGGGGAAGCGCUGGAGGGACAAUGCCUAUGAAAUCCACUGUGUCUGAAGUUUACUGUAAAUGCAUUCGUGAUGGAUAUGUUACUUGCCUGAUGAGGAGGCUGCCAUGUGACAAUAUGAUAACGUAUGAGUAUUCUCUACUUACACUGAUUUGGUCACUGCCAACCAUGGGUAACGCAUAAUAUUGGCGAAUACGUGACCGUACGAUACCCCAAAUCAAUACUUGCACAUGUGAGUACUAUAUUUAUAUGAAAAUCCUAAUGACUAUAUAUUUAAAGUUUUGGUGACUCGAAUGAAGACAUGUGUUUACUAUACUUAUGUUCCAAACAUUGUGGUGCUCUAGUCUUGUAGAAGAGGAAAAGAGUCAUUCGAUUUCACGGAGUCAAUGAGCCCCUGUGCUGUCAUAUGGACUGCGGCCUGUAAGUAAGUAAAGGGAGGUUAUUGUUGAUGUGAACAGGGUACCCGGUAUAAGUAGUGCUGUGCUUAUUCGCCAGGUGGCAUAACCGCACUAUACGAGAAUGACUUGAAAGGACGUAGAUGGCACCCAGUUUGCAUUUAGCGUCAUCAAAUGUUUCUGCAACCUUGACACAGUGGAACCUUCACACCGUGAGAAGUGAUUACUAUGGAUUUCACGGGUUGAACGCCCAACAAACAAUUAAUAAUUUAAUUGUCACAUCUGUAAACGUUCGGUGGUGUUCACGAAUACCGACUCAUGUGGAAGUACAGGUAUCGGAGAAUACAUUAAUCUUGUCCCAGCAGGCCAAGCUAAUAAAUAUAUUGAUUAGUGAUAUUGAUUAGUGUUUCAGUGUAGCUCAGAGAUUACUCCGAACUACCGUCGUGCAUAUUCAAAUACAUGUAUAAUUGCUGAUAUUGAACACAGUCGAUUUUGCAGCUGCUUCUUCUGGAUAAACUUUAUCAUUAUAUUUUGGAAAUGUAAUCAUGUGAGACAACUUUUGAAAUAACUUUUUUCCGUUAUGGAACUAGAUGACAUGCAACAUUGAAACACUACACCGGUUUACAUUUCGAAAUAUUGAAUUGAAAUUAGCCAACAUCACCGUUCAAUAUGGGACGUUCCUCUCCGUUAAUUCCUAGCACGGCGAAAUGAUUAACCAUCAUGUUUAAAUAUAGAUUUCCAGGUGCCAUGUUACAAGACCCCAGUCAGAAGUAAAGUGUGUGGUAUUAGAUAUCUCAAUAUACAUAUCUAGGAUACAUUUGAUAAUAUACAGUUGUCUAGGAUGGUUUAUCGUGAUUAUAAUACCAUGCCUUUAUCCACAUUGUCAAUCGAAUACCAAACACAUCCAGUUAAAGGGGAGUUCAUGAAAAGCCCUUGUUUUAUCCAAUGCUUACUUGUACCCUAUGUCCUCCUGGUUACUGUACAGGCGGUUGUUUAUUGUCCUUGUUGUUUGUUAUGUCUAUUUCAGAUGUAUAAUUCACAUGUUUCAUAACAAUGUAAUACUAUAAAAGAGUCUGGUUUUCAA
Molecule: messenger RNA, 5433 nt
Organism: Haliotis rubra (blacklip abalone)
Lineage: Eukaryota; Metazoa; Mollusca; Gastropoda; Lepetellida; Haliotidae
Product: proto-oncogene tyrosine-protein kinase receptor Ret-like
Biological process (GO): positive regulation of kinase activity; protein phosphorylation; homophilic cell-cell adhesion
Cellular component (GO): membrane; signaling receptor complex; axon
Molecular function (GO): calcium ion binding; transmembrane receptor protein tyrosine kinase activity; ATP binding
Source: RefSeq, a predicted model, not a curated record